This is a messenger RNA of Oncorhynchus keta (chum salmon), 7987 nucleotides long. RefSeq names its product long-chain fatty acid transport protein 4-like. Bases 432 to 2363 code for a protein of 643 amino acids. NCBI's taxonomy places the organism in Eukaryota, Metazoa, Chordata, Actinopteri, Salmoniformes, Salmonidae. Gene Ontology annotation, biological process: medium-chain fatty acid transport; very long-chain fatty acid catabolic process; long-chain fatty acid import into cell. The transcript is spliced from 14 exons. Gene Ontology annotation, cellular component: plasma membrane; endoplasmic reticulum membrane; microvillus. Gene Ontology annotation, molecular function: long-chain fatty acid transmembrane transporter activity; long-chain fatty acid-CoA ligase activity. The record is from RefSeq and is a predicted model, not a curated record.
CUCUAUGGGAAGCAAUUAUAAACUAUGGGUAAUUUGAUUGGUCCUAGCGCUAGUCAAUCUACACUGCUUACACAUAAUACCGGUGGAUACGGAGAACGGCUCAACUAAGAAAAUGAUAAGGUCAUUCGAAUUACUGUGGCGAGUGAGUUUAUUGCUACAAUGAAACUGAAAAAAAUUGUACUGGCGAUAGGAAUGAACGGAUGAUUUCUAUAGAGGCAAAGUCGAACCAAGGGGGCAGGCAAAUUUGAUAUAAAUACGCCGGAGGGGGGGCAAUGCGCUGUUAUCUGAGACCCUUGUGUCUGUCAAUGUGCAAGUAGACGCCAGAGCGGAGGAAGGUUUUGCUAAACCAAUCAAGGUGGAAUUGUACAAAACGAGUUCCACGUCCGGUGUAAUACGCACAUUACUGUGUUUGUGGGGGACGUGAAACAAGGAUGAUGCGCCUGGCUUGCUGCACCGUCCUCCUCUUCCUGCUCCGUCUCUUGGUGGGCCUGCCCUGGUUCCAGGUCCUCCCCUCCAUCCUCAUCUUCUACCUGGGCUCUGGAGGCUGGAAGUUCGUACUCAUUUUCGCCAAAACCAUCAGAAGAGAUUUACAUGCGGCAGGCGUCCUCCUCAAGGUGAAGUCAAACGUCAAUCGUCACCUGAAGGAACGAAACACCCUCCCUAAAAUCUUCGCCGAGACGGUGCGUCGCCAUGGGGACAAGACUGCGCUCAUUUUCGAGGGCACAGGCGAGAAGUGGUCCUUCCGGCAGCUGGAUGAGUACUCCAACCGUGUAGCCAACCUGCUGCUCCAGAGGGGCUUCGUGGAAGGGGAUGUGGUGGCUCUCUUCAUGGAGAACCGGUCCCAGUACGUGGGCCUCUGGCUAGGCAUGGCCAAGAUAGGAGUGGAGGCUGCUCUGAUCAACUUUAACCUGCGGCUGGAGGCCCUGGUGCACUGCGUCACCAUCUCAAACGCUAAGGCUGUGGUGUUCGGCAGCGAGCUGACCGAGGCUGUGUGUGAGGUCCACAGUUCCAUGGGGAAGACAGUACAGAUGCUGUGUUCAGGGGACUGGGACCCCAAACGUGUCCCUACAGGGACAGAGUGCCUGGAGCCUCUACUGGAUGACGCUCCGACCCACCUGCCCAUCCGCCCAGAUCGCUGCUUCACUGAUCGUCUGUUCUACAUCUACACAUCUGGGACCACUGGGAUGCCCAAAGCUGCCAUCGUGGUGCACAGCAGGUACUACCGCAUGGCAGCCUUGGUAUACUAUGGCUUCGGAAUGACGUCUGAUGAUGUGUUGUACGAUUGCCUUCCACUCUACCACUCCGCAGGAAACAUUGUUGGCGUGGGGCAGUGCCUGAUCCACGGCAUGACGGUGGUCAUCAAGAAGAAGUUCUCUGCCUCCCGGUUCUGGGACGACUGUGCCAAGUACAACUGCACGAUUGUCCAGUACAUCGGGGAGAUCUGCCGGUACCUGUUGAACCAGCCGGUAAAGGACAUCGAGGGUAAACACAAGGUCCGUAUGGCGCUCGGUAACGGCCUGCGCCAGUCCAUCUGGGAAGAGUUCACCUCUCGCUUCAACGUACCACAGAUAGCAGAGUUCUACGGAGCCACAGAGUGCAACUGUAGCCUGGGAAACUUCGACAACAUGACAGGAGCAUGUGGCUUCAACAGCCAGAUCCUCCCCUUCAUCUACCCCAUCAGACUGGUGAAGGUAGAUGAGGAGACCAUGGAGCUCAUCAGAGGCCCCGAUGGCGUCUGCAUCCCCUGUGGGCCUGGUGAGCCCGGCCAGUUGGUAGGCAGGAUCAAUCAGAAAGACCCCCUGAGAAGGUUUGAUGGCUACGUGAACGAAGGAGCCAACAGCAAGAAGACUGCUAACAGUGUCUUCAAGAAGGGAGACACUGCCUAUCUCUCAGGUGACGUCCUAGUCAUGGACCAGUAUGGUUACAUGUACUUUAAGGAUCGUACAGGGGACACGUUCCGUUGGAAGGGAGAGAACGUGUCGACCACAGAGGUGGAGGGAACCCUGAGCCGUCUGCUGGACAUGAAGGACGUGGUAGUCUACGGAGUGGAGGUGCCAGGGGCUGAGGGGAAGGCUGGGAUGGCCGCCGUAGCAGAUCCAGAGAGAUCUACAGACCUGGAGAAGUUUGGGAAGGAUCUGGAGAAAGCUCUGCCACCCUACGCACGACCCGUCUUCCUACGCUUCCUCAAAGAGGUCAACAAGACAGGCACCUAUAAGUUCCAGAAGACAGACAUGCGGCGGGACGGUUUUGACCCCAGCAUGGUAUCAGACAAACUGUACCUCCUGGACCCCACCAGGGGGCGCUAUGUGGAGCUGCAUCAGGAGCUCUACCGCAGCAUCAUCUCAGGGAAGCAGAAACUGUAACUGUGAGAUCUGAUCACUCUUGCCACCCCCCCACCAAAAAAAGAAAUAUCACCCCAUCCACCCACACACACACACACCCUAUUCCUGAAGUCACUCUCCCUCCCCCAGAGAAACUCUUAACUCUUACAACACACCUCUCUGCUCUCUCUAAGCCCACACCCCUCGUUACUUCAGUGACCACAGUGAGGGGCAGCUGGCUCAUCCAGGUCACAUGACAAGCCAAUCUGACACCAUAUCCCACAAUAGACCUAGAGCGACCUUUGACCUCUAAAGCCCCCCCAGAGCUUGACCUUGACCUUGACCUGCCCUGGAGCUAUAGGAACGCUCGCUGGAAGGACACAGCUCGCUGGCUGAGAGGGGCGUGUGGCAUGUCCAGAAUGCAAAAACAUAGUAACUUACUCCAAAUGUAAGAGUCCUAGCUAUAGGAACUUGUGGAACACAGUGAAAGAACUUGAAUUGAUUGAAGGAAACAGUUCUGUUGGUCUGUCGGUUUGUCCCGACUCAUGUGGAGGUCAUUCCCUCAUAGGUCCAACCUGCACACUGCCCAGUCAGUGACCAGUGGCUUCUGUUGUGACACAAAAAUGGCCGAUUUGGUUUUAGUGGUGUUGACUCGGCACAUCCAUGUUAGACAUACAGUACAGCUAACCUGAAACUGAUGGAUUUAAGUGCAAUAGGGCUCCAGCAGUGGCAGUGUACAGCUGUGAAGAAGCUCUCUAAUAUAUUUAAAUGUCUGCAUUAUACCAAAUAUAUUUAAUUUGUAGAAUAGUCUUAACACGUUUUAAAACAAAAGGAUGAUUGUAUGUUCAAGUUCCUGAUAAUAUGCCAAUUCAAAUUCUAAUCAUGUUUUACUAUAUCCACAAUUGUGCUCGGCUUUCUCCUAAACUCACCCACUAGGGGUGCUCCUCCUAGUCUUCAACUAUAGAAUCUACAGACCAACUCCCAGCUGCUGGAGCACCAAUAACUCUUACAGUUUCAAACCUGGUUCUGAAUGUUCUGAUUCUGGGUAGAAGAUUCAGAUUCUGAAUGUCUUGAUUCUGGGUAGAAGAUUCAGAUUCUGAAUGUCUUGAUUCUGGGUAGAAGAUUCAGAUUCUGAAUGUCUUGAUUCUGGGUAGAAGAUUCAGAUUCUGAAUGUCUUGAUUCUGGGUAGAAGAUUCAGAUUCUGAAUGUCUUGAUUCUGGGUAGAAGAUUCAGAUUCUGAAUGUCUUGAUUCUGGGUAGAAGAUUCAGAUUCUGAAUGUCUUGAUUCUGGGUAGAAGAUUCAGAUUCUGAAUGUCUUGAUUCUGGGUAGAAGAUUCAGAUUCUGAAUGUUCUGAUUCUGGGUAGAAGAUUCAGAUUCUAAAUGUCUUGAUUCUGGGUAAAUUCAUUUUUUUUUGUUGUCUGUGUCAACAUUGUGCAGGUUGGGCCCAAUGGAUUGGCUUUGUCUUGUAUGGCACAGUAGACAUUUUAAAGCUUGCCGAAGAGCGUGCUGAAGUGAAAAGCACUAACCUCUGUCUCUGAGGUGUUGUUGAGGAUAAUACUCUGGUGCUACGGACAGAAGGAGACUCUGACUCUGGAGCAGCAAAAGCCAAAUGAUCUAAACCAGGCCUCUCCAACCCUGUUCCUGGAGAGUUACUGUCCUGUAGGGUUUCACUCCAACCAUAAUCUAGCACACCUGAUUCUAAUAAUUGAUAAGCUGAAUCAGGUCAGUUAAAACUGGGGUUGGAACAAAAACCUACAGGAGGGUAACUCUCCAGGAACAGGGUUUGAGAGACCUGAUCUAAAGAUGGUCCUUGCUCGAAGGGGGAAGAGGAGAGGAAAAGAGAAGAGAGAAAAUAUUCUUAUUUUCGUUAUUGUUUGUUCUUCUACUUUCUUGUUUCAUCUUCUCAGCAGCAUGAAUGAUCAACAGAGUACUGUGCCUUUACUGUGAGUUUACUACCCUCAGAUUCACAGACCCUGUCCCCAUCACCCCCUACCCUAACCCUUCACUCCCUACAGUCCCAUCACCCCCUACCCUAACCCUUCACUCCCUACAGUCCCAUCACCCCCUACCCUAACCCUUCACUCCCUACAGUCCCAUCACCCCCUACCCUAACCCUUCACUCCCUACAGUCCCAUCACCGCCUACCCUAACCCUUCAGUCCCAUAGCACCCUACUCCCUCACUCUCCUAUCGCUCCCUUGUCUGUCCUCUGUCCCUAUCAUCAGGUAUUAACCCACAUUUCCCAUUCACUUUUAUUCAGCACCCCAAUUCUGUUGUACCCUAACCCAUGAUCACUCCUGUUAGGCAUGUCUCCCAACCUCUCAUCCAGUCUCACCCAGUCCCUCAAACGCUCACCCUUCCCAGGCACCUCUGUUUGAUCCUUGCUUCUCUUGUUAUGGCUAGACAUUCCUCUCGGUCUGUCAUGAUGUUAUUCCCUCAGCUCCGAAGACAUGGCGUGCGAUUAACAACAGUCACCUCCCCAGCUCUCGUACCGUCGGCAGUACUCUACGUGAUGUGUCACCAUGUCCUCUCAAAACAAACAAAUUAUGAGCCGGUUUCGUCAACCAAAUAUCCUGUCUGUGUGAAAUCGAAGGUGGAGACCGAGGCACAAUGAUUCUCCUUGUCUUCUGUCUGGUGUGUCUCUUGUCGUGUUACACGUGCACACCUCGCUGAUUAGGAAGAGGAAGUGACAACAUAGUUCUCCAGCUCCACCCAUCAGUAUCAGUGUAUUUAUUACUAGUGAUGAUCGUUUCAUUUGUCAAAUGUUUGAGGAAGAAAAAUGUUUAAUUAAGGGGGCGGGGAAUGUUGCAAAGAAGAGUAUAUACAUUUUGGGGUUAUAUGAGAAUGCUGCUUUGACUCUUGUGAUCCUGGGGUGUCAAAUGAUAGUAUGACCACAAGGUGUCGCCUGACUGGGCAGCCCCAGAAGAGUCCAAAUGGGCAUUGGGCAAUAUUCUGAAGUGGCUUCCUUUCCUUGUCUCCUUUCCUCCAUCUGCACUGAUCUGAAAGGAGUGGAGGUGAAAAAUAGCCAUAUUGUUUACACCUAUGCUGUUGUGUUGAAGCAGAGGAGAUGAGGAGAGGAAUCUGUUUUAGACUAUUGAGAUUCACCUCUCUGCCCCAGAUGUUUCCAUUCCCACUUUUUUGUCAUUUUAAAUUAUUAUUUUAUAAUGUAUUAGUCAUUCUUGAUCUGAUUUGUGCAUUGACUGUGUCGCGACUAUGCAUUGCAUUUGUUAGUUAUUUUCUGUGUGUGAAAUCAAAGCUUUGAUGUCGCAGGGUUCUGGAAGUGAGUGAAGGGUUUCCGUGAAUUUAUGUCUACCUGUUUGACUGUAACCAGAACCAGAACCUAUGACGGCACCAGCCCACUAUCUUAUGACACUGAAUAGAGACAGACUGUCGUCUGUCACAGGCUCUCUGAGGUUGUGUGUCUUUGGGACCGUUUCCUGGACACAGAUUAAGCCUAGUCCUGGACUGAAACAUGUCUCCAUUGAAUAUGCUUUUUAGGGAAACCAACCCCCUAUGUCUGUCAAACCAAUGGGAGCUAUAGUAGUGUGAGAGGGUGUUGGUAACAUCUUUAACCAGAGGGAGGCUGUGUUUCCCAGAAAAAUCCUCAUUGCUGCUGCCUACUGCUACCCAUAGAGAUAGAUAAAGGACUCAUCUUUGUAUCUGCGCCAUUAUAAAGCCUAUGGCAGCAUGGAGUAGUCUCCAUUAGGAAGUAGUCAAUUUUCUUAUUCACGAUUGGCCGAUCCCUCCUGAUGACCUGGUUGGACAUGACUCCAACAGGGUCUCCAGGAUGGAACAGUCAAUGAAGUUGGAAGUCCCACCCAGUUGACUACUUUCAAAUUGUGGAAGCCUUCAAUGGCGCUGCCCAUGCUAACAUGGCCUUUUGGCCACUAGAGGCCUGUAUCAUUCUCUAGUACAGUGGCCACCAACCUUUUCUGAGUCUAGAUCACUUUCUGAUUCAAAAUGCAAGCUGAGAUUUACCGGUCAUAUUUAUUUUUUAAAUGUAAGCCUAUGCAACAUUAACCAAUGAAAAACUGUUCUGUAGCAAUGAGGUUUGUGCAGUAGGUUAUGGGCCGAAGACACUCACUGUAUAUUGGCUUCGCUUGACUUACCCUGCCAAUGUUGUUCUUCUCAGACCAUUUUGAAAUGAUAUAUUUUUUAAAUGUGGUAUAUGAUCACACUGGUAAUUGUUGUAUUCAUUGUGAGGCACAGCUCAGGCUCAUGGCCUGCAUCUGAUGGUCAGUCUGAGGUGAGAGUGACACAGUCCAGCUGAAACUCAAGUAGCACUGCAUUAUUUCUGCCUCAUGCACCAAUUCAUGUUGUUACUCCUAUGACCAGAGAAAGUGAAAUAUUCCUUGAUAUUAAAAAAGACAAGCUGCUCAUAAUAACAAUGCAAGCUUAUUGAAACACUUUGCUAAACUCAUUCAUUACAGCUGCAGUACAGCUGCAUGUGUGUUUUAACAAAUUGCAUCUCUCUGGUCAUGGUUUUGAAAUCUCACAGAUGGCUCAGAUCACUGUGCAGUCAUGGUGAUCUGAGCUAUCUGAUUGGCCAGUGGUAGGCCUAUAGGUGCCCUUGAUUUGCUCUCUGGGCCGGCCGGGUAGGCGGAGUAUUACCUUCAGACACAUGAAAUGGUUGAAAACACUUGGCCUUCCCAGUGCUAGGGCUGCUGAAUCAAGUGCACCUCCCGCCAACAGCACUAAAUAAAACCAAACAAUAGGAACGCAAGGCUUUAUCGUUGGGUUUUUAACAGAAAUGUUUGGUGAUCGACCAGAAAUGCCUUGGAGAUCGAAUUGUCCAUCACGAUCGACCGCUUGGUGACCACUGCUCGAGUGCUACCAUACCAGUGAACUUUCAUUCCAUAAGAGUAACCAUUAUGUCCCUAACUGUAUUAAAGAAUGUCUGAUGUAUUUAUAAAAUCAAUGCAUUGCUCUUCUAUAGUACUGGGAUUAUGGCUAAUGAAUAAAACAGAUUGAUGAAUGGAAACAGUAUGUUUAUCCACUGUGUUGUAUUGAAGAGUCUCAAAGGGCCAUUAAGUAAUGGUCUAUACCAUGCUUUUUGAUCAUCCUUCACAUCAGUUAUAUGGUAUGCUUGAGCCAAUCGUGAGGCCUGAUGCAAUGAGAAACAGGAAGUAAGAUAUAGCACUAGAAGCCUGCAUUGAAUAUAUUAGGUUUUUUUUGUGUUUUUUUACUCCUUUUUCUCAAUGCACUCUCGCCCUCGAUCUGUCAAGAAAACUGCAUCAUACACCUAAACCUAUCAUGGGGUAGUGUGCAUUGUGUGGGGACCUAAACCUCUUUCUCCUAACUGAUGAUUGAUUGGGCCAUAAUUCUGUAUCUCUGGUCAGAAAGUAUCACUCCAGUUCAGUAAUAAUAACAACCUGUUCUUCUCACUGACCUGGCCACAUGAUGCACAUUUAAUUUGUCUUGUUUUUCUGUUCUGUUGUGGUACUCAGGAACAAUGAGCAAUGGCAGCGAAGGGAAGGUGUGUGUUACUUUGUUGGACAGGCUGCCAUGCUUAGUAUGUCAUACAGAGUGUGUGCGGAGGAGGUGUGUGUGUUGUCUGCAACACACUGACGUCAUCUUGUAUUUAAAAGACUAGCUGGCUGUAAAUCAUGCAUUUAAAAAAAACAUUGCCAAUGGCAAAUCCAUAUUAAUAAAAAGCAUUUAAAUUGU